ACUACGUGCUGAAAAACGUUACGACGACGUGAGGCGGGCGCGCUCAGCCAAUCACGCGCACGCAAACUCCGCCGCGGGGCGCGCGCCGGCGCCCGCACCCCGCGCGUCCCUCCCCUCCGACAUCAUCACUUCGGAAAGCUUCGCACACCUGGAAAACUGACACAGCGCCUGAGACCAGAGCAUCGCCCGCGCCGCGCCUACUCCUUGACUAUCUCUCGGAUAAUAGAUUUGACGAUUUUGUGAAGUGAUAGUGGUAUCAUAAAAAUGCUGAAUUAGAUUCAAAGUUGCACCAAAGAUAAAAUUAACAUAAUUUAACAUUGUUACUUAGAUUCAGUAUUACUAUGGAGUCGGAAACGAAUACAACGGCGGGCGACGGCGAAAAUCAACAGGAAUUGCAAGCUACUGCAGAAGCAUUACAACUUGUAAAACAUGAAGAGAGGAUCGAACAAGAUCAAUCAACAAACAAUAGUACGAGCUCUCCGGCCGAUACGGCUGCCGACCCACAGCAUCCGUCCCCGCAUCCGCAGUCGCAGUCAGUAAUAACGUCUCGUCGUGCCGUACGUACUAUCACUGCAGCCGGGCACAUCACCACCGAUGACGUUGAUGUCAAUCCUGAAGAUGGCGUGAAGGACGAACCCCCUGAACCACCGCCGGUAGAACAUGAACAGCAUCCCAUGCACCAAUAUACACCAAAACUGGAAGAAAGCGAGGCACGGAAUAUCGCACAGCAACAUUACGACGAAGAAAGGCUACGCUUAGCCGAAGCAGAAACAGCUCGAUAUCUAGCUUUCAAACCGGAAUCUUAUAGAUCACUACCGUCCCCAGAUAAACGCAUGCAGGUACAAUAUACCCGUGCUCCACAGCGCCCCACAUACGGCAGGGGACUGUCUUUGCGUUACGGUGCGUCGCAUCAUGUUAUAGUCGCGCAGGAAAACAAUGCAGAAGAUCACGAUCCGGAUACUUUCCUGGGACCCAAAGACAAACCGGAACAAUUACAAUACACCCAAAACGAUGACAUCGGCGCACCGGGUACCAGUGAUGGCAGGCAAUAUGGAGCAGUUCUGAGCGAUCAAGUGUCAGCGUCAUCAUCGCUUGAAAUGAUUCAGACGACUUCUUUGAACAGUCAACAAUCAAUCGGUGUUGCGUACCAACAAGUUAAAUAUGAGACCAGGGGAGAACCUGAAUUACGACCUACGACAUAUGCUAGUCUGCAGCCAGUAACUUCUGUACACGGAGGUUAUGCAUAUGCGGGACAGAGCCCUCAGUAUGGUGGAGCCGGAGGAUACGGAGCGUACGGUGGCGGAGGCAAGGAGCUGCUUACGCUCUACGGAGCGGCAGGCGCUGCGGCUUCCGGGACGAGAGGAGACGAGUCCCCGCCCGGCCAACUCCUCUACCGUAGCGAUCCUACACUAUCAUCAUCAUCCCUGACCACGCGCGGAACGCAUGUCGUGUACGGAUCAGUUGUACCGCAAUCGCAAACAGUUUAUGAAGCUCCAGCUAGUCCAAACUCACAACAGGUAACAUUAUAUACACAUGGUAAUGCUGUACAAUACAAAGUCGCCGGCGAGCACUACCUGGGUCAGGGCGGUGGCGUGGAGUACGUGCCCGUGUCCGGAUACGACGGCGGCCUGCUCGUGGAGGGCUACGCGGCGCCGGCGCAGCCCUGGCCUGCACAUAAUAUGCUACCUAUUGAUGACGGUUUUGAUGCCAGCAUGGCUGGGAUGGGAGAAGUGAAAGAAUGCGUGAACUGCGCAGCGGCAACCACUCCCCUGUGGCGACGCGACGGCACGGGGCACUACCUGUGCAACGCCUGCGGCCUCUACACGCGCAUCAAUGGUGUUAAUAGGCCACCUCUUAAAGGACAAAAAGCAAAACCUCAACAGGCACUGCCAACGAACGGUAACCGACGCGUGGGAGUGACUUGUGCGAACUGCCGCACGUCCAACACCACGCUGUGGCGGCGCAACAACAACGGCGAGCCCGUCUGCAACGCCUGCGGACUCUACUACAAGCUGCACAACGUGAACCGGCCGCUAAGUAUGAAGAAGGACGGCAUCCAAACGCGCAAGCGCAAGCCGAAGAGUAUGGGCGGCGCACACGGCGUGCCGCGGCCCGGCUCCGGCGCGCUCCCUGGUACGUGGCGCUAGUACCGCGCCUGUCAGAGUGGAGGCACACUCGCACAAGGUGCUGCCUCCGCUGUACGCGGCGGUGGAGGGCGGAGGCGGCGCCGGGCUGCUGCUGCUGC
Cydia fagiglandana is the source of this 2245-nucleotide messenger RNA. Its product is annotated as transcription factor GATA-6-like. Gene Ontology annotation, molecular function: zinc ion binding; DNA-binding transcription factor activity, RNA polymerase II-specific; RNA polymerase II cis-regulatory region sequence-specific DNA binding. The coding region runs from base 342 to 2147 and encodes 601 amino acids. The record is from RefSeq and is a predicted model, not a curated record. Gene Ontology annotation, biological process: positive regulation of transcription by RNA polymerase II; cell fate commitment; negative regulation of transcription by RNA polymerase II. The transcript is spliced from 7 exons. Lineage: Eukaryota; Metazoa; Arthropoda; Insecta; Lepidoptera; Tortricidae.